CAAAAAAGGAUGGAGUAUUGCCGUAGUCAGUAAUCCUGAAGUUUUGAAUAUCAUCCGAAAUCAUUUGAAUCUCCAGAUCAGAUCAUCUCAAAAGUAUUGGGUAAAAGUUCACCAUGACAUUGCAGCGGAGCUGGAUGCCACUUGGUGCACUUACGCAUUUCUUCAGUAUGACCAUUAUGGUAGACCUGAGGGAAAGCUGGGGUACUAUGCGCCUUUGGCAGGAGACGGUGAUAAAUGUAACCUACCAUACGGCUACAUAUGUCAAUUUGAGCCUGUGCCUGAUACUGAGUGUGCAGUACUAGAGACUCCUGAAAAUGGUUACAUCAAUGUCUCCAGUCAAGCAAUCGGAAGUGUCGCCAUAUUAGGAUGUAAUCCCGGGUACAUUGACGUGAAGCAUCGAGAAACUCUCUCAAGAUCGUGUCUGCAGAGUGGCUUCUGGAGUGGAAAGUCUCCAGAUUGCAUAGAUUCCCAAGUAACAACUUCACCGACUUUACAAACACCAACUACAGAAUCACAGACUAAGCCAGUACCCAACGCAACGAAUACUACAACAACGCCAUUUGUCCUUAAAAGUCCAUCUCCGAAUAUUGGUGCUUUAAAAGAGCAAAAUACUGGCCAUUCUCCCGAGUCGCUCGGUGCAGGAAUUGGUAUAGGAAUUGGCAUAUCAGCUGUUGUUGCUGCAGGGAUUAUUGUAUUCCUAUUGUACAGACUUCAUUCAAAAACUCAGAAAUUCAACGCAAGCCAAAUGAACAAUGAAGAACCGACAUUUGACAAUAUAGUUAUGCAAAACGAUGCUGGCAAAGCUCUUCCGAUGGAUACGGUGGUUGGAACGGGCGAUAAUACCGGGGUCACUGAAAAUGACAAAAAAGGACAGUUCUCCGAAAAGGAUUCAAAUAACCCGUUCAGUAGUGAAGUGUAGUGAUGAAAUACAGGGACCUGAGCUUGAAGGAAAUGUAAAAUGUCACUCGACUUUUUUGUGAUUUUGAAGUCAUGUCUGCACUUCAGUUCAAAAUCAACUUCUGUAGUAUUCCGACAUCACCUCUUAAUUUGCCUAUUACUGUUAUUCUCUCAAAAUCAGGAAAUAAGUGUGAUGCGCGGGGAAAUUU
Messenger RNA from Owenia fusiformis, 1106 nucleotides. The record is from the annotation of a GenBank genome assembly. Lineage: Eukaryota; Metazoa; Annelida; Polychaeta; Sabellida; Oweniidae.